CUCUUGUCGCCCGGCCCCUUGUCCCUGCCUGGCGUCGCCGCCGCCGCUGCCCACCUCCUCCCUUCUAUCUCCGCACAGAGCAGAGAACCUGCCUGGGAAAGCCACAGGCUUUUCGGCUUGCAGCUGCCGAGCCUGGAAAUGGCGGCGGGGACGACCUGAAGGGGGACCCAAAACAAGAGCGGAGCGCGCCGCGCCGCAGCUUCCCGUGCGCCCUGGUGCGCGUUGCGCGCCGGCUGCCUGCCUCGCUCUCCGCGCAAAGGGGGUCGCCAUGAGGCUCCUCCGGGCGCUGCUGAGGAGCGUCUCCCCGGCCACUAUCCCUCAGCAGGUGGACUUCUACUGCCGCUUCUCCCCGUCUCCCCUCUCCAUGAAGCAGUUCCUCGACUUCGGAUCGGACAAUGCAUGUGAGAAAACUUCGUUUAUGUUUCUGCGGCAGGAGUUGCCAGUAAGAUUGGCAAACAUAAUGAAAGAAAUAAGUCUGCUUCCAGACAACCUUCUCAAAACACCUUCCGUUCAGCUCGUCCAGAGUUGGUACGUCCAGAGCCUUCAGGAGAUCCUUGAUUUUAAAGACAAAAGUGCUGAAGAUGCAGAAGCUAUUUCUUGUUUUACAGAUACUGUGAUAACAAUCCGGAAUCGUCACAACGAUGUCAUUCCUACCAUGGCUCAGGGCGUGAUAGAGUACAAGGACCACUAUGGUGUUGAUCCAGUGACCAGUCAGAAUGUGCAGUAUUUUUUAGACCGCUUCUUCAUGAGCCGUAUUUCAAUCAGAAUGCUUCUUAAUCAGCACACUUUGUUGUUUGGAGGGAAAGUCAAGGUCAACCCUGCUCAUCCCAAACACAUUGGAAGCAUUGAUCCUAAGUGCAGUGUGGUUGAAGUCAUAAAAGACGGCUAUGAAAAUGCAAAGACACUUUGUGACCUGUAUUACAUGAAUUCUCCAGAACUUGUGCUCGAGGAGAGAAAUGUAAAAUCACCGGGGCAGCCCAUGCAGGUGGUGUAUGUGCCGUCACAUCUCUACUACAUGGUUUUUGAACUUUUCAAGAAUGCAAUGAGAGCUACAAUGGAACAUCAUGCGGAUCGAGACAUUUACCCUCCAAUUCAUGUCCACGUCACAUUAGGCAAUGAGGAUUUAACUGUGAAGAUGUGUGAUCGUGGCGGUGGUGUUCCUUUGAGGAAAAUAGAUCGGCUGUUUAACUACAUGUAUUCAACUGCACCCCGUCCCCGUGUUGAGACAUCGCGAGCAACACCUCUGGCUGGAUUUGGUUACGGCUUGCCUAUAUCCCGUCUCUAUGCUCAGUACUUCCAAGGAGAUCUGAAGCUCUAUUCACUGGAGGGUUAUGGUACAGAUGCGGUUAUCUUCAUAAAGGCUUUAUCAACAGAAUCUGUUGAAAGACUGCCGGUAUAUAACAAAUCAGCUUGGAGACAUUACACAGCGAAUCAUGAAGCAGAUGACUGGUGUGUUCCAAGUAGUGAGCCAAAAGACAUGACUACAUUCCGCAGUAUAUAGCAGUAUGGGACAAUAUGUGGUGUGCAGAAGAUAGCCUUAGUACACAGUUCAUGUUAGGACUGUGUAAGUCUGGUUUACUACAGUACAGCUCUAAUAUGGGGGAGCACACAUUUUCACUAAACAGGUGUCAGAAAACCAUGUAUUUUCUAGAGCAGCGGUCGUUUAAAAAAGUGAGUAUGCUAAAUUCAUUUCAAUCAUUCCAUCUUAAAUUGCUUCAGCAGGUAGAUCUGGUGUAUCAGAUUCUAGAUUUUAUAUAAAAAGGUCAGUGCACAGCUUGUUCAAGUAUUGUACAGUUUCACUUGCCAAGCAUUCUAAUAAGACUUCCAUUGAAAACUUAGCUGAAUUAAAGAACUGCAACGUUAUAAACCUUAUCUGGGAAUCAGUUGCACUAGCACAGCAUUACAAUGUGAGAAAUACUAGAUAAAAGAUGAUCAUGCUUUUCUUUCUUGGAAUCAAACAGUUUGAGCCUUCUAAUGUUAAGACACUAUAGUUCUUCUAACAAACCACAUGCAUUUAAUUUCAUACAUGAUCCAGCUUGAGUUUCAUUAAUAUUAAUUGGGAAGUUUAGCACAUAAUUAAAUAUCUCCCACUAAAAUCAGUGGCACUUGAUAACAUUUACAUUUGGCUAGCUUGUGCCUUGUGUUUUUACCCUCUGUAGGAAGUCUGAAUGAAAAUCUCAAAUCUGGUAGUGCAUAAAUACGUUAUUCAUUAUUAGGAUUUCCAAGAAUGAAUAUUUGCCUCUCUUCAGAAUAUUCAAGGCAUAAUGAAUUAGAUCCCGAAAAUGAUGAGUUGAAUUUCACUCAUGUAGUGAGACUUUCCUGCCACCCCCAGAGUUGGUUUUGAGGGUUGAAGGACUGUCUAGAAUGGCAUGUGAUGGGGUACAGGGGCUGUAGUGGGAUAGGAAAUUACGGAGAAUUCAGUGGGGCUGACUUGUGGGAGUGCCUUGCCACACGCACAGGGCAUCUCUGGAUCCAGCCCCUUUAUAUCAGCAGUUGCAAUUAAUGCAAAAAUGCUGAACAUGAUCAGGACAAAAUUGAAUUGCUGGAGAAGCUUAAGCAAGUCCUCAAUUCUUCUGUUAAAAUUACUGGUAUUUGAAAGUGCUUAAAACUGUUGAUGAAUUUUGCUUUUCAGUAAAUGAAAGUUGUUAAUAAAGCACAGCCUGCCUCCUAAUUUAAUGCCACUGAUACUUGCACUGAUUUUUGCAAAAAUGAAACAGGCCUCAGGUUGUUAAGGAAGUUUGGACAUUAUGCACAUAGUACUUUUGACAUCUAAUUGCUAUGGGUGUGUUUCUUUGCACUUUUAUAGUAUUUCUCUUGAAAUAUUUUGAUAUGUUCAGCUUCUUAAGAAUGAAAAGAAACUGGAGCAAUAACAACAUAUUAGUUCUUUUUUAAAAUGUGGUAUACUUUCUGUUCCGAGCUGAUGUUUCUUGCUGCUCUAGCCUAUUAAAUACUUCUAUACAUAUUUAA
Molecule: messenger RNA, 2967 nt
Organism: Lacerta agilis (Sand lizard)
Lineage: Eukaryota; Metazoa; Chordata; Lepidosauria; Squamata; Lacertidae
Gene: PDK1
Product: pyruvate dehydrogenase kinase 1
Exons: 11
Coding region: 269-1501 (410 amino acids)
Biological process (GO): protein phosphorylation; regulation of glucose metabolic process
Cellular component (GO): mitochondrion
Molecular function (GO): pyruvate dehydrogenase (acetyl-transferring) kinase activity
Source: RefSeq, a predicted model, not a curated record